This is a messenger RNA of Mesorhabditis belari, 975 nucleotides long. NCBI's taxonomy places the organism in Eukaryota, Metazoa, Nematoda, Chromadorea, Rhabditida, Rhabditidae. The record is from the annotation of a GenBank genome assembly.
AUGGGUGCAAAAGCUCAAAAGGAAGAUGACGUCUCUUCGGUAAAAUCAUCGGAUCACUCGACGACACAUCCAGCUGGCAGUUCAAAUGACGCGAGCAACUCACCCAACACAUCAAGCACUGGAAUCGAAAUUGUCGAGCGGACGAAAACGGUUGUAGCUGGAGAAGAAUGUAAUCAAUCGGGGGAGAAGUGUUUGUGGGAUUUGUUCAAUAAAAUAAAGUCUUCAGAUCUUGUAACUGCCGAAUCACUGGAGACAAAAAGUCUUGAAAAAGAAGAGAAAAAAGACGAUAUAGUGGACGCCGGUUCUGGAGAUAUCACGGAGCAAAAGAAGAAUGGUUUAAUGGAUACAGAUAAAUUGGACUUAGGAGAUAUCAAAGAACACCGAAAGAAAGAACUCGAAACAAUGACCGACCAAAAGAAAGUCGAGCGCACGUCGGCAAUUUUGACCGCUGGAUUCGAAUUAGCUUAUCGCUUCAAAGAGAAGCAGGAGCUCAACACAUUCGCAGAAAAGAUUCUCGAUGGAAACUUUGUGGGAAACACGGAUGCUGCUACCACCAAGUCCUUGGCCGAGUAUUGUCUUCUCCUUGAUUCCGAACUUCGUGACGAUUUGCUCACCAUGUACACCGAGUUAAAGGGGAAAUUGGACAAAAAUAACGAGGACGACUGGUAUAACUUAUGGGAGGACGAGGUGAACCUUCUCGUCGAACAUUGUGAAAAGCGAAAAAGUGCAUCGAUUCGCGCACGUGUCAUCAAUUCUGGAACAGACGGUGAUAAUGAUAGAUUCUUACGUUUCUCCAUCGGGCUCGGCGAUGAAACGAUCACGAUCACACUUAACGAAAAGCUUAAACGAGUGAUGACAGGACACGCUGGAGUCGAGAAUCUGCUCACAAAAUGUGCUGUUUCGCAGAAGUUGGGAUUUAUCGACACAUUGAUAACCUACCUAGCGCCCACCUAUAUGAAUUUGCUUAACGGUUGU